Molecule: messenger RNA, 471 nt
Organism: Phragmites australis (common reed)
Lineage: Eukaryota; Viridiplantae; Streptophyta; Magnoliopsida; Poales; Poaceae
Product: GDSL esterase/lipase At1g28600-like
Exons: 2
Coding region: 1-471 (156 amino acids)
Molecular function (GO): hydrolase activity, acting on ester bonds
Source: RefSeq, a predicted model, not a curated record
AUGAUUCCGGCGGGAUGCACGCCGCCGAUUCUCGUCCUGUUCACCGACGCCGACCCGGCAGGCUACGAUCCACGAACAGGGUGCCUGAAAGAGAUCAACGAGCUAUCCAUUCAUCACAACUCGUUGCUCCUGGAGUCCUUGCACGAGCUACGGGCCAGACACCCGGAUGUCGAGAUCAUCUACGCAGAUUUCUUCAGCCCCAUCAUGAAGAUGGUAGAGUCGCCUGCCAAGUUCGGUCAGUACCAGCACACAGUGCAUGUCCCAAACCUGCAUUGCUCUUCAUGGUCAGGGCCUGGGAGGUACCACCACAACUACGUCAUCUUUUGCAGCGAUGCAGAUACGAUCACAUGCAAGGAUCCAUCUGCUCGCUUGUUCUGGGAUGGCGCCCACUUGACGGAGGCGGCUAACCGGUACAUCGCCGGCGACUGGCUGAGCAGCACAAAUCAGACUCCGACUGGUAGCAGUCAGUAA